Molecule: messenger RNA, 1389 nt
Organism: Colletotrichum truncatum
Lineage: Eukaryota; Fungi; Ascomycota; Sordariomycetes; Glomerellales; Glomerellaceae
Product: fungal Zn binuclear cluster domain containing protein
Biological process (GO): positive regulation of transcription by RNA polymerase II
Cellular component (GO): nucleus
Molecular function (GO): zinc ion binding; transcription cis-regulatory region binding; DNA-binding transcription factor activity, RNA polymerase II-specific
Source: RefSeq, a predicted model, not a curated record
AUGCCUCACAAGAGGAGUAGAACAGGUUGCCUAACCUGCAGAGACGAUGGGUACAAGUGCGAUGAAGGGAAACCAAGUUGCGACCGGUGCAUCCGGCUUGGUAAGACCUGCAAAGGGUACGGGUUGAGGGUGAGAUGGAAAACGACCGAAGCGCUCGCGAACUCUUCAAAAGUAACGAAAAAGCGAAGCUCAAGGGCUAGAAGUGCUGCGCUCUCUCAGCAGAGCACUUCAUCAUCCUCUCCUGAGCCACAAUCUACAGGCACAGUAACCCCCACUGAGCCUUAUUUUGGCCAUGCAAGCCUGAUCAGAAACCCGUCCGUCUCACCAGACAUCUCUCCAAUGAAUCACUUCUUGCUUCAUCACUGGAAUUCGUCACUCGCAGGUGUCAUUUCGAUGGCGUCUGGCACAGAAAAUCCGUUCCUCCUUCAUCUUACGCCGAUGACACUUCGUUCGAACGCACUUCUUUACUCCAUAUCCUCUAUGGCAGCGGGGCAUCUCUCCGUUCUUCGGAAUGACGAAUCGCUUCGAACUCUGGCAUCCCGCCAUAUGAUUAUGGCGGUAUCCUCACUCCGAGAGAGUAUUCAGACGGAACAUCCUGAGAUUUCUCUAGCGACCAUCUUGAUGCUUCAGAUCUCAGAUCGACUGUUCAACACCCACAGCCAAAUUGACCACCUAGCCGGUGCCAAAGCUGUCAUUAUGCACUCUGGAGGACCAGGCAACUGGAAAAGCUCGACUGCCCAAUUUCUUCUCAGCCUCUGCUUUUACCACGAUGUCAUGUCGUCCAUAUCGCGCACCUCCAAGCCACUACUGACCAUGACGAACGUGGCACCUCUUGAAGGACUUGAAAGUCUCGCGAAGCUUACAUCUGUUCUUUCAGUCGUUGCUACAAUAAGUAAAAUGCAAGGGAAAAGCGGUGAGGCUCAUCAACAGCGCGGUUUCAACAUUAAGCAGAAUUUACUGGCUGUUGGUGUGUCUCCCAAUGGGAACCCGGACAUCGAGAACACGAUCCAAGCGUGCAAGCAUGCUGCCAUUAUUUAUCUAUACCGGUUAUGGGAGGAUGGCACGCAGCAUCUGAAGCCGGUACAUGCAGAAGAAUGCCUUCGAUAUCUCCUGAAAGUCCCCAUCACCUCGUCAUUCGUUUCAGCCCAUGCAUGGCCCCUGUGGACUGCUGGAUGCGAGUCGGUUGACCCUCAACUACGACAGCUUGCCCUGGAGCGGCUCGAAGCGCUGUAUCAGAAUCGGCACCUACCAUCACUGAAACGGGUCCAACAAGACAUGAUAGAGGUAUGGAAAGCAAAAGAUGCGGCACGGCUACAGUUUGGAACGGAAAAUGUGGAUUGUUGCCGAGUAAUUCUGCUUAACCGCCGCCGAGAAGCGGACUUGGUCUGA